Molecule: messenger RNA, 384 nt
Organism: Macrobrachium nipponense
Lineage: Eukaryota; Metazoa; Arthropoda; Malacostraca; Decapoda; Palaemonidae
Product: ADP-ribosylation factor-like protein 6-interacting protein 4
Exons: 2
Coding region: 1-384 (127 amino acids)
Source: RefSeq, a predicted model, not a curated record
AUGAUAGUAUCAGAACUUGUAGGAGGAGCAGGAGGAGCAGGAGCAGGGGAGGAGCAGGAGGAGAGGCAGAGCAGGGCAAGAAGCAGGAUAGCAGGAGCUAAGGAGCAGAGCAUACAGGAGGAAGAAAAGGAUAAGGAGGGGGAGAGGAGGAGGGAGGAGGAGGAGGAGAGGAGGAGGAGGAGGAGACCUGGAAGAUGUCUAAAAGGGUGCUCGAUUAUGUGGUUUUUCUUGUGCACAGGUCUGAGAGGAACCUGUGCGCAAGAAAGCCAACAUAAUCGAGCACCCUUUUUAGACAUCUCCUCCUCCUCCUCCUCCUCCUCCUCCUCCUCCUCCUCCUCCUCCUCCUCCUCCUCCUCCUCCUCCUCCUCCUCCUCCAAGUUCUGA